This is a messenger RNA of Ostrea edulis (European flat oyster), 1901 nucleotides long. RefSeq names its product CWF19-like protein 1. The transcript has 15 exons. Gene Ontology annotation, biological process: mRNA splicing, via spliceosome. Gene Ontology annotation, molecular function: RNA lariat debranching enzyme activator activity. Gene Ontology annotation, cellular component: post-mRNA release spliceosomal complex. The record is from RefSeq and is a predicted model, not a curated record. Bases 83 to 1651 code for a protein of 522 amino acids. NCBI's taxonomy places the organism in Eukaryota, Metazoa, Mollusca, Bivalvia, Ostreida, Ostreidae.
GGUAUAUUGAAUAAAAAUAAAAAAGAUGGCGGCGCCCAUGUAUCAGCGGCAAAAUUAAAACGUAAAUCAACUUCAACUUGGCAUGAUGACUUCAAAGGCAUUGAAAAUCUUGGUGAGUGGAGAUGUGGAAGGGAACUUUGAUAAGCUGUUUGGUCGUGUCAACACUAUACAGAAGAAAAGUGGCAGCUUUGAUUUACUGCUGUGUGUUGGAGAUUUUUUUGGGAAGAACAACAGCGAGUGGGAAAAAUAUGAGUCGGGUCAGAGUAAAGUGCCGAUACCCACCCUGAUUCUGGGUCCCUGUGAUUCCUCCCUAUCUGAUGAAUUCCAGAACAAUCGAGAUGGGCUGGAACUUUGUGAGAACGUGACAUAUCUGGGAAGGCGUGGUUCAUACACAGGAAGCUCUGGACUAUCUGUCGCCUACCUCAGUGGUGCAGAGGGCGACAAGUCAGAUUUCACACACUUCCUACAAGAAGAUGUGUCUACUCUUCUUCUGCCAUUUCAAAAUGACACAAAGUUCCGAGGAGUGGACAUCUUGUUGACAUCACAGUGGCCAAAACAUCCUAGCAAAUACGGCUCUGAAGUGGAAGUGGACACAGAGAAGUGUGGGUCCAAUCUGAUUUCUCAACUUGCCUUCGAACUUAAACCUCGGUAUCAUUUCUGUGGCUGUCAGGAUGUGUAUUAUGAGAGACAGCCUUACAGAAACCACAAGGUCUUGGCUGAGAAAGAAAAACAUGUCACCAGAUUUAUCUCCCUUGCCAAAGUCAACAAUCUUCAGAAGAAAAAAUACUUGUAUGCUUUCAACAUAACACCAUUGUGUAACAUGGAGGAAGGUGAAUUGACUAAACAGCCCCCUGAUGUCACAGAGUGUCCAUACAAAAGAGAAACUUUCGAAGAGCUUGGACAGGAGGAUUCUGCCCCACAGUUUUUUUAUGAUAAAAGUUCACCAGAAAAAGGGAAGAAAAGGCCAAGGGAAGACAAACGAGAACGGGGAUCUCAUAAAAAACACCCCAGACCCUCGGGGCCCUGUUGGUUCUGCCUCGGGUCUCCGGAGGUGGAGAAACAUUUGGUAGUCAGUGUCGGCACAGAGUGUUACUUAGCCCUGGCAAAAGGGGGUCUAGUUCCUGACCACAUUCUGAUUCUACCAAUUGGACAUCACCAGUCCAUGGUCCUGGCUCCAGACGAUGUCCGAGAGGAAAUCAGGAAGUAUAAAACAGCACUGACUAAGUUGUAUAAGCAGUCUAACAGAAGUGUCAUCUUUUUUGAAAGGAAUUACAAGACGCAACAUUUACAGAUACAGGCUGUUCCAUUUCCCGAUGAUCGUAAACAGGAAGCCAGGGAUAGCUUUAUGGAGUGUGCCGAGUCUGAAAAUAUAAACCUCGAUGAAAUUCCCAAACACUCCGACCUAAAACAGAUUGUGCCUGUUGGAGCACCAUAUUUUUAUGCUGAAUUGCCAACUGGAGAAAAAUUCUUACACAGGAUUUCAAGAAAUUUCCCGCUUCAGUUUGGCAGGGAAGUGAUGGCUGGCGUGCAGCUGUUAAACAUGCCUGAGCGUGUUGACUGGAAGGCGUGUAAACCCACGCGAGAGCAGGAGGAAAUAUAUGCUGAAGACUUCAAAAACAAAUUUGAACAAUUUGAUUUUACUCUAGAAUGACUUGCAUGUAAUGCAGGUGUGAAUGGAUUUGAUAGAUUUACAGUUUUGGAUGUGCAAUAUUGAGAAUGUUUCUUACUCUCAGAAUUAAAGCAUCAAUUCAGACAUCUAUUAUUCAUUUGAUCAAAUUUCACUACGUAUGAAAAUCAUUGUACUCUCAUCCGAUUGUGUAUCAUUGAAAUUUACAAGACAGACGUAUGCAUUACAGACGCUGUACAUAUGUACAUGGGAUUAAAUCUUAAUAUAACCUGUG